Messenger RNA from Hippocampus zosterae (dwarf seahorse), 2823 nucleotides. RefSeq names its product AFG3-like AAA ATPase 2 (gene afg3l2). The transcript has 17 exons. Gene Ontology annotation, biological process: mitochondrial protein processing; protein-containing complex assembly. Gene Ontology annotation, molecular function: ATP binding; ATP-dependent peptidase activity; metalloendopeptidase activity. Gene Ontology annotation, cellular component: membrane; m-AAA complex. The record is from RefSeq and is a predicted model, not a curated record. Lineage: Eukaryota; Metazoa; Chordata; Actinopteri; Syngnathiformes; Syngnathidae. The coding region runs from base 66 to 2453 and encodes 795 amino acids.
CCCGUGACAUUCUCUCCUGAGAGCUACUUUUUGAAGUCUCUGCCGCCUCCUUGGUCCGCGUGACCAUGGCCCAUCGCUACCUUCGCUUGUCGGCGAGCUGCCGCAACACGUUGCGACUUCUCUUGGCUCCUUCGCCCGCCACCAACAGGCUACUGGUGUCAAGACGGCUUGCGAGUGGGCGGAGUUUGUUGAGUGAGCUCCUGGUGGCCUGUAGGAGUCUGACCUCCAAACCUCCCAAAGGCUUUGAGAAGUAUUUUCCCGACAGUGGGAAGAAUUCCAAGGACACUCACUCUCCAGACAAAGACAACAACAAAGCUGAUGAUACUCCGAAAGAGGUGGGGCCGUCUGGAGGGGGAGGAGCAGGCAGUAGUGGAGGAGGAGGUGGAAAGCGAGGAGGACGAAAGGAUUCACAUUGGUACAGCCGCCUGCAGAAGGGUGACAUUCCAUGGGAUGAGAAGGAGUUCCGAAUGUACUUCUUGAGCGGUGCGGCCUUUUGGACUGUCGUGGCCUAUUACUUCCUGUUCAGGGAUGGAGGCCGAGAGGUCACAUGGAAGGACUUUGUCAACAACUUCCUGUCCAAAGGAGUGGUCGACAGACUGGAGGUGGUAAACAAGCGCUAUGUCAAAGUGGUCUUCUCUCCCGGGAAGAUGCCCAUGGAUGGGCAGUACGUGUGGUUCAACAUCGGCAGCGUGGACACGUUUGAGAGGAACCUGGAGAGUGCCCAGUAUGAGCUGGGCAUCGAGGGUGAGAACCGCGUUCCUGUGGUCUACUCCACCGAGAGCGACGGGACCUUCCUCCUGAGCAUGUUACCCACCGCCCUCAUCAUCGGUUUCCUGCUCUUCAUGGUACGGCGAGGCCCGGCAGGGGCGGGCCGGCCCGGGCGCGGCGGCAUGGGCGGUUUGUUCAGCGUCGGCGAGACCACCGCCAAGAUCCUCAAGGACGAAAUUGACGUCAAAUUCAAAGACGUGGCCGGCUGUGAGGAAGCCAAGCUGGAGAUCAUGGAGUUUGUCAACUUUCUGAAGAACCCCAAACAGUACGAGGACCUCGGCGCCAAGAUCCCCAAGGGCGCCAUCCUGACCGGGCCUCCGGGGACGGGAAAGACGCUCCUGGCCAAGGCCACUGCGGGCGAGGCCAAUGUUCCCUUCAUCACCGUCAACGGCUCAGAGUUCCUGGAGAUGUUCGUGGGCGUGGGACCAGCCCGGGUCCGAGAUCUUUUCGUCAUGGCGAGGAAGAACGCGCCCUGCAUCCUCUUCAUCGACGAGAUUGACGCGGUUGGACGCAAGCGGGGACGGGGAAACUUCGGGGGGCAGAGCGAGCAGGAGAAUACCCUCAAUCAGCUGCUGGUCGAGAUGGACGGGUUCAACACGGCAACCAACGUGGUGGUGCUGGCGGGAACCAACCGAGCAGACGUCUUGGACCCGGCGCUACUGAGGCCGGGACGCUUCGACAGACAAAUUUACAUCGGUCCUCCUGACAUCAAAGGACGAGUGUCCAUCUUUAAAGUCCACCUUCGGCCUCUCAAGUUGGACUCCGCCACAAAUAAAGAUGCCUUGGCCCGCAAGAUGGCGGCACUCACGCCUGGUUUCUCAGGUGCCGACAUCGCCAACGUUUGCAAUGAGGCGGCCCUCAUUGCCGCUCGGCAUUUGUGCGACGCCAUCGAUCAGAAGCACUUUGAGCAGGCCAUCGAGAGGGUCAUCGGAGGCCUGGAAAAGAAGACGCAGGUCCUCCAGCCGGAGGAGAAGAAGACGGUGGCCUAUCACGAGGCGGGGCACGCCGUUGCUGGGUGGUUCCUGGAGCAUGCCGACCCGUUGCUCAAGGUGUCCAUCAUCCCCCGGGGCCGUGGCCUGGGCUACGCUCAGUACCUCCCGAAGGAGCAGUUCUUGUACACCACCGAGCAGCUGCUGGACCGCAUGUGCAUGACGCUGGGGGGUCGCGUGUCUGAGGAAAUCUUCUUCGGCAGGAUCACCACGGGCGCGCAGGACGACCUCCGCAAGGUCACGCAGAGUGCCUAUGCGCAGAUCGUGCAGUUCGGGAUGAACGCCAAGGUGGGCCAGGUGUCCUUUGAUCUCCCACGGCAGGGCGAGAUGGUUCUGGAGAAGCCGUACAGCGAGGCCACUGCGCGCCUCAUUGACACCGAGGUCCGGGGCCUCAUUGACGAAGCCUACCGAAGAACUCAGCGCCUGCUGAGUGACAAGAAGGCCGAGGUGGAGAAGGUGGCACUACGGCUGCUGGAGAAGGAGGUUCUGGACAAGAACGAUAUGGUAGAGCUGCUGGGCAAACGUCCGUUCUCGGAGAAGUCGACGUACGAGGAGCUGGUGGAGGGCACGGGUGGUGAGGACGAGGACACCGCACUGCCCGCCGGCCUCAAGGACUGGAACCGUGAGAGAAAGCACAAGGAGGAGAGCCCGGAUGAGCAAGUGGCCCGGCAGAUCUCUGGUGGGAUGCCCUUCUAAAUGAAGUGCUGCUAUUUUCUCCAUCGCAACCAGUUGUGACCGCUUCAAAGGAAGUGGAGAAGAUUUGCCACUCAGGGCUACUCUGAGAAGCCUCUGGAGGACAAGAGGACUUGAUUUAUUUAUGGAGCUCAGUGAGCGCCAUGAUAAGUGCUGUUUGCUAAUGUCCGCAAAUCCUGAAUUGAAUGCUUAUUCACUGCUUCCUGCUAAAACCAUCUUAUACUGGCAACGUGACAUGUUUCAUAAUGCCAAUGAUCUUCAAGCAUUCUGGUCCUUCAUGACAACAUCUUGACAUUAGCAGCCAUCAAUUGCAGUUCACGAGAUGUGAAAAGCAAAGGGGAAAUAAGUGGAUUAUUAAAAUGCUUGUUUCCUG